This is a messenger RNA of Wallemia mellicola CBS 633.66, 1118 nucleotides long. RefSeq lists its product as hypothetical. The record is from RefSeq and is a predicted model, not a curated record. The transcript has 2 exons. NCBI's taxonomy places the organism in Eukaryota, Fungi, Basidiomycota, Wallemiomycetes, Wallemiales, Wallemiaceae. The coding region runs from base 315 to 1118 and encodes 267 amino acids.
AGAAUUAGUAUACUCGUCAAUAAUUAAUACAUUUCGCAUUGCAUACAAUCCAAUCCUUUUAUUAGGAGAAGUGAUAAUUUUCACAUAACACGACUCAGUUUCCAUAUUUUCGAACAUACAUAAUGACGUGGUUAUACGACAAUUUAGCAACGUUGAUAUGCUAGAAUAUGCGCUUAGACUAUUUAGUGCAUACCCGACCGCGUUCCUCUUUGAAGCCAAACUAAAACAUUCCAAAGGGGGCUGAAUGGCAUAUUCAAAUUGAAUUCAUUCAAUUAAAUUAUCUUCUUGUCUCUUUCAACUAAGUAGCUAAUAAUAUGCGUCUCAGUGUAGCUCUCGGCAUUAUUGCAGUAUUAGCAGCACAAGUAACUGCUCAAGCCGGUCCAUUGGAUGCUCUGGGAAAGUUAGCUGGUGGCCUGAUUCCAGGUGGUGAUUCAUCAUCAUCACCAGCUGCCCAACCAAGCCCAACUUCAUCAGCUACCCCUACCCAGUCACCAACUUCCAAGCCAAGCUCCAGCACUACCCCUACACCAUCACCAUCUUCUUCAACUGAAGAAGCCCAAUCUGAAGAACCAGUUGCUGAGAGACAAGAGUCAUCCGACGUAGAGCCAGUCAAGGAAGAUGAUGAGCAAGAGACAACUGAGGAAGAUGUACAACCAGCUGAAGAGCAAGUCGACCAACAACAAGAUGAGCAACCAGUUGACGAACAAACACAACAAGUUGAACAAUCAGCUGAUGAACAAGCACAACCAGCUGAGGAGCCUCAAAUUGACGAACAACCAGCAGCUGGAGAGCAACAAGACGAGCAAUCAGUGGAGGAGCAACAGCAACAAGAUGAGCAACCUGCUGAAGAACCACAAGACGAGCAACAAGCUGAGGAACAACAACAAGACGAGCAACCAGCGGAGGAGCAACAGCAACAAGACGAGCAGCCUGCUGAAGAGCAACAGCAACAAGAUGAACAAUCUGCUGAAGAACCACAAGCUGAGGAGCAACAACAAGACGAGCAAGCAACUGAAGAACAGCCAGCAAAGAGAGGAACUUCAAACUUCAUGCGUGGAUACAAGAGACUUACACGUUCACUUAAGAGAUCUGCACCAGGAUCCAGAAAGAUCAACUAA